AUGGCUUCAAGGAAGAAGGUCCUCCUCAAGGUUAUUAUUCUUGGUGACAGUGGCGUGGGAAAGACCAGUUUGAUGAACCAAUAUGUCCGUUCAACCUCAAACCCCAAACCUAUUGCUCUGCGGCCGACCGUCAAUAAGAAAUUCAGCGGAAGCUACAAGGCCACGAUCGGAGCUGAUUUCCUCACGAAGGAAGUUCUCGUCGACGACCGACUGGUGACAAUGCAGAUCUGGGAUACCGCUGGCCAAGAAAGAUUCCAGUCAUUGGGAGUCGCUUUCUAUCGCGGCGCCGACUGCUGCGUUCUAGUCUACGAUGUCAACAACUCCAAGAGUUUUGAGGCGCUUGACAGCUGGCGGGAUGAGUUCUUGAUCCAGGCAAGCCCGAGAGAUCCGGAAAGUUUCCCAUUUGUUGUCAUCGGUAACAAGAUCGAUGUUGAGGAGAACAAGCGAAUGAUCUCCUCAAAACGAGCCAUGACCUUCUGCCAGUCAAAGGGUAACAUCCCUUAUUUCGAGACUAGUGCCAAGGAAGCGGUCAACGUCGAGCAGGCAUUUGAAGUCAUUGCGCGGAGUGCACUUGCACAGGAAGAGGCCGAGGAAUUCAGCGGUGAAUUCAGUGACCCGAUCAACAUCCAUUUGGACAAUGACCGCGAUGGAUGUGCCUGUUGA
Penicillium bovifimosum is the source of this 663-nucleotide messenger RNA. RefSeq names its product Rab family GTPase YPT7 (gene rab7). The coding region runs from base 1 to 663 and encodes 220 amino acids. Lineage: Eukaryota; Fungi; Ascomycota; Eurotiomycetes; Eurotiales; Aspergillaceae. Gene Ontology annotation, molecular function: GTP binding; GTPase activity. Gene Ontology annotation, biological process: regulation of vacuole fusion, non-autophagic. The transcript is spliced from 6 exons. Gene Ontology annotation, cellular component: late endosome; phagocytic vesicle; fungal-type vacuole membrane. The record is from RefSeq and is a predicted model, not a curated record.